This is a messenger RNA of Saccharomyces eubayanus, 984 nucleotides long. RefSeq names its product carnitine:acyl carnitine antiporter (gene CRC1). The coding region runs from base 1 to 984 and encodes 327 amino acids. Lineage: Eukaryota; Fungi; Ascomycota; Saccharomycetes; Saccharomycetales; Saccharomycetaceae. Gene Ontology annotation, cellular component: mitochondrial envelope. The record is from RefSeq and is a predicted model, not a curated record. Gene Ontology annotation, molecular function: O-acyl-L-carnitine transmembrane transporter activity. The transcript has a single exon. Gene Ontology annotation, biological process: carnitine transmembrane transport; mitochondrial transport.
AUGUCCUCUGACACUUCAUUAUCAGAAUCUUCGUUGCUCAAAGAGGAAAGCGGAAGCUUAAAGAUGUCUCCUCCGCCUGUAACACCAAAUCCAGUACGUGAUAAUCUCAAAUCUUUCGUGGCUGGUGGUGUCGGUGGUGUAUGCGCAGUGUUUACAGGCCAUCCGUUUGAUUUGAUCAAAGUGAGAUGUCAAAAUGGUCAGGCGAACUCUGCGAUGCACGCAGUCGCAAACAUCUUAAAAGAAGCCAGAACUCAGGUGAAUGGUUCUAUGUUCACCAACUCCAUAAAAGGGUUCUACAAAGGUGUUAUUCCGCCCUUAUUGGGUGUCACGCCCAUCUUUGCCGUUUCUUUCUGGGGUUAUGAUGUGGGUAAGAAAUUGGUCACCUAUAAUAACAAAAGUACGGGCACCGGUGAGUUGACCAUGGGACAGAUGGCCGCGGCAGGCUUCAUCAGCGCCAUCCCCACCACUCUGGUGACUGCCCCCACAGAAAGAGUUAAAGUUGUCUUGCAAACCUCUUCCAAAGGGUCUUUCAUUCAAGCUGCAAAAACUAUUGUUAAGGAGGGCGGCAUUUCUUCUUUGUUCAAAGGUUCAUUGGCUACCCUAGCAAGAGAUGGGCCUGGCUCGGCACUAUACUUUGCAUCUUAUGAAAUUUCUAAAAACUAUCUAAAUAAUAGGCAACCCCAUCCAAGUGCGGGCGAAGACCAGCCAGUCAACAUUAUGAAUGUUUGUCUUGCUGGUGGUAUUGCGGGUAUGUCUAUGUGGUUGGCUGUUUUCCCGAUAGAUACCAUAAAGACGAAAUUGCAGGCCUCUUCCACGAAGCAAAAUAUGAUUUCUGCGACAAAGGAAAUCUACCUUCAAAGGGGAGGCAUUAAGGGGUUCUUCCCUGGUUUAGGCCCUGCAUUAUUGAGAUCUUUCCCUGCUAAUGCGGCUACGUUUUUGGGUGUAGAGUUGACGCAUUCUUUAUUUAAGAAAUACGGUAUAUGA